Molecule: messenger RNA, 930 nt
Organism: Pestalotiopsis fici W106-1
Lineage: Eukaryota; Fungi; Ascomycota; Sordariomycetes; Amphisphaeriales; Sporocadaceae
Exons: 3
Coding region: 1-930 (309 amino acids)
Cellular component (GO): peroxisome
Source: RefSeq, a predicted model, not a curated record
AUGAGUGGCCCAGGUGUCGGUUUUGAGUAUCCUGCCAAGGAGGCGACCUGGCUGAAGCGUGAUGCUCUCCUCUUCGCCAACAGCAUUGGUUGCACGCACGAGGAGCUUCACUUCCUCUACGAGCUGGACCCCGACUUUGCCGUCUUCCCUACCUACCCCAUCAUCCUACCCUUCAAGACCAACACCCAGGAGGUUGUUGAUUUCUACGCUGCCCAGAAGGCUGUCAAGAUUCCCGGUGUUCCGGACUUUGACUCGCGCAGAGUGGUGGACGGCCAGCGGCUGAUCCAGUUUCUCAAGCCUCUGCCCACCUCGUCAGAGGGCAAGAAGUUUGAGAUCCGCAACAAGGUGAUUGGCGUCUACGACAAGGGCCGCCCUGGCUCCGUUGUCGAGACGCAGACCGACCUGGUCGAGGUCAGUACCGGUGAGGUCUACUCGCGUGCCAUUGGCAGCGCCUUCUUUGUCGCGCAGGGCAACUGGGGUGGUCCCAAGGGCCCCGCCACGGAGAACUUCCCUCCACCAAAGGGCAAGACCCCCGACGUCACUUUUGAGGACCAGACGACGCAGGAGACUGCGCUGCUGUACCGACUAAAUGGUGACUACAACCCGCUGCACGCUCACCCAGAGCCCGGCAAGAAGAUGGGCUUUGGAGGUGCCAUCAUCCACGGUCUCUACUCCUUCAACUCCACUGCACACGGUCUGCUCAAGAGUCUGGGUGCCAGCGACCCCAAGAACAUCAAGGAGUUCCAGGCCCGCUUUGCCAGCCCAGUCAAGCCCGGCGACAAGCUGGUGACUCAAGUGUGGAAGACGGGCGAGAUCAAGGACGGAUGGGAGGAGAUCAGAUUCGUGACCAGCAUCGAGGGCGGAAAGGUGUGUCUGAGCAACGGCCGGGCUCUCAUGAAGGUUGUUGGUGCGACCAAGACCAAGCUGUAA